Pogonomyrmex barbatus (red harvester ant) is the source of this 1417-nucleotide messenger RNA. It is a transcript of the gene rdx, whose product is annotated as BTB/POZ and MATH domain-containing protein rdx. The record is from RefSeq and is a predicted model, not a curated record. Gene Ontology annotation, molecular function: protein binding. NCBI's taxonomy places the organism in Eukaryota, Metazoa, Arthropoda, Insecta, Hymenoptera, Formicidae.
CUUUGGAAAUUCUUCCCGAGGUGUUGCCACGUCCACAAAUAUUUGACGUGGGCUCCAGCGGAAGAUUGAUUUUUUUGUAUACUUUUGGUAAAACGGACGCCCGGACGACGACGGCCGGUGGACGUCCGGGAUAUUUGCGUAGGCAUUUUAGCGUAGUUAGAUUAAGCUAGCCUCCACCGGGAUAGACUCUGACGUGGUGUCGCAUUUGAAGGUCUUAUGUGCACAGGUGAAGGUGGUUAAAUUCAGCUACAUGUGGACGAUAAAUAACUUCAGCUUCUGUCGCGAGGAGAUGGGGGAGGUGCUCAAGUCGUCUACGUUCUCAGCAGGGGCCAACGACAAGUUGAAAUGGUGCCUGAGAGUGAAUCCUAAGGGUCUGGAUGAGGAGAGCAAAGACUACCUGUCGCUGUAUCUCCUUCUCGUUUCAUGCAACAAAUCCGAAGUCAGAGCAAAGUUCAAAUUUUCUAUUCUUAAUGCCAAAAGAGAAGAAACCAAAGCAAUGGAGAGCCAGCGUGCUUACAGGUUCGUCCAGGGUAAAGAUUGGGGCUUCAAGAAAUUCAUCAGGAGAGACUUCCUUCUGGACGAGGCCAACGGACUGCUACCGGACGACAAACUCACGAUAUUCUGUGAGGUCAGUGUAGUGGCGGACAGUGUAAACAUCUCCGGCCAGAGUAAUACGAUACAGUUUAAAGUACCGGAAUGUCGGCUGCCCGACGAUCUUGGGCUACUGUUUGAGAACCAAAAAUUUAGCGAUGUAACGCUCACUGUCUGUGGAAGAGAAUUCCAGGCGCACAAAGCGAUUCUCGCAGCACGAAGUCCCGUCUUCUCGGCGAUGUUCGAACACGAGAUGGAGGAGAGAAAGCAAAAUCGUGUGGACAUCACCGACGUGGAUCAUGAAGUUCUAAGAGAAAUGUUGCGAUUUAUCUACACCGGUAAAGCGGCGAAUCUGGAGAAAAUGGCGGAUGAUCUAUUAGCUGCGGCGGACAAAUACGCGUUGGAGAGGCUGAAGGUAAUGUGCGAAGAAGCACUUUGCACGAGUUUAGCCAUUGAAAACGCAGCCGAAAUCCUCAUACUUGCCGAUCUCCAUAGCGCCGAUCAACUGAAGGCACAAGCGAUAGACUUCAUUAAUACACACGCGACAGAUGUGAUGGAUACCGUAGGUUUCAAGUCCAUGGUGAACUCUCAUCCGCACCUGAUAGCAGAAGCCUUUCGGGCUUUGGCGACUCAGCAAAUCCCACCGAUCGGACCGCCCAGGAAACGAGUGAAACAAAGCUGAAAGCAGUCACCGCUUACCCCGGGCACAACCUCCACAUCGCCCCCACCACUUUUGCAUCCCUCUUGAACCUUUGUGUACAGUGAUAUAAUGAAGUAUAGUAGUGCUAAAUAAAUGUUUCCUAGUGCGCCAUCCUCUGGUCUAAAA